CGGCGCCCCGCUGACCCAGACGACUGUGGGCUUGGGGCUUUGCUGUGUUACACAAGCCCGCCCAGGAAGGGCGAGCGGCCCUCGUGCAGUGUCCGACUGCGCUCUGCGGAGCUUGGCGGCCCAGUGCCCUCGAGGGCUCGCGGACCUGAGAGAUGGCGUCAAGGAGGGACGCUCAGUGCUGGCGCUUGCUGUUGCUGCUUUCCAUCUCCGCUCUUCUCCCCGCUGUCACCCGGACCCGCUCCGCAACAGAAUUGGCUUCCCAGGGCCACCUAGACCUCACAGAGCUCAUCGGUGUGCCGCUGCCCUCAUCCGUGUCCUUUGUCACCGGCUAUGGUGGCUUCCCAGCCUACAGCUUUGGGCCUGGUGCCAAUGUCGGGCGCCCAGCCAGGACCCUCAUCCCAUCCACCUUCUUCAGGGACUUUGCCAUCAGCGUGACGGUGAAGCCCAGCAGCUCCCGAGGCGGCGUGCUCUUUGCUAUCACAGACGCCUUCCAGAAGGUCAUCUACCUGGGCCUGCGGCUCUCGGCGGUGGAGGAUGGCCGGCAGCAGGUCAUCCUCUACUACACGGAGCCCGGCUCCCAGGUGUCCCAUGAGGCUGCCUCCUUCCCGGUGCCCGUGAUGACCCACAGGUGGAACCGCUUUGCCGUGGUGGUCCAGGGUGAGGAAGCAUCCCUCCUUGUGGAGUGUGAGGAGCAAGGCCACGUCUCCUUCCCGAGGUCCUCCCAGGCCUUGGCCUUCGAACCCAGCGCAGGAAUCUUCGUGGGCAACGCAGGAGCCACGGGGCUGGAGAGAUUCACCGGCUCCAUACAGCAGCUCACCGUCCACCCUGACCCCAGGACUCCUGAGGAGCUGUGUGAAGCUGAAGAAUCCUCGGCAUCAGGAGAGGCCAGCGGGCUGCAGGAGACAGACGGAGUAGCUGAGAUGGUGGAAGCCGUCACCUACACUCAAGCCCCGUCUGAACAAGCAGAAGUGGAACCCAUCAACAUGCCUCCAACUCCAUCCCCUCUGUCUGAGGAUGCAGAGCUGUCCGGUGAAGCUGUACCUGAGGGGACUCAGGGGACCACCAACCUGAGUGCCUUCCCGCACAGCAGCCCUGAGCAAGGGUCUGGUGAGAUCCUCAAUGACACGCUGGAGAGAGUUCAUACUGUGGACGGUGCCCCUGUUACAGACACUGGCUCUGGGGAUGGGGCCUUCCUUCAUGUCACUGAAGAGAGUCCACAUACGGAGGAAGGUUUGGCAGCAACAGCAGCAGCUGUGGAGUCCGAGGUGACCAUCAGCACCACAGGGGAAGCAGAGACCAACAGUGUGCCCACCGAGGGGCCCACUCUCUCCAUGUCCACCAAGGACCCCGGGGAAGAGGUCACUCUGGGUCCAGAUGAUGAAGAAGGUUCAGCAGUGACAGCAGCAGAGGAGGCCGAGGUGCUCGUCAGCAGUCCUGGGGAGGCAGAGGCUGGCAUUGUGCCCACGGGGGAACUGACCCUCUCCAUGUCCACACAGGACCCUGGGGAAGGGGGUCCAGUCCAUGAAGAAAGUUUAACAACAGCAGUUACAGCAAAAGCACCUCUCAGCACUUUUGAGGAAGAAGCCAGCAGGGUCCCCACCGAUGGCCUGGCUCCACUCAUACCCACAGUGGCCCCCGAGCAAGUGUUCACUUCUGGUCCUGGCGAUGAUGACUUAGCAGCAGCUGCAACAGAAGAGCCCCUUAUUUCAUCUGGGGCAGAAGAGCUGAGUGGUGUUCCCCCUGAGGGGCCCCCACUGCCCAUACCCACAGUGGCUCCUGAAAGAGGGGGUGCUCCGGGUGAAGAAGGGGAGGGGCUUCCUGGCCCCCCUCCACCUACCAGGCCUGCUGGACCCACGGCAGGAGCAGAGACUGAGGGCUCCGGCCUGGGCUGGGGCUUGGACGUCGGCUCUGGCUCUGGUGACCCCGUGCGCAGUGAGGAGCUGUUAAGAGGUCCCCCAGGCCCCCCGGGCCCGCCUGGCUUACCUGGGAUCCCAGGAAGACCGGGAACUGAUGUUUUCGUGGGACCCCCUGGAUCUCCUGGAGAGGAUGGACCCGCUGGUGAACCUGGUCCCCCGGGCCCCGAGGGGAAGCCUGGACUUGAUGGCGCCUCUGGCCUUCCUGGAAUGAAAGGGGAGAAGGGAGCAAGAGGACCUGAUGGCUCAGUUGGUGAAAAGGGUGAUCCCGGCAGCAGAGGCUUACCAGGACCCCCAGGGAAAAAUGGACAAGUUGGCACUCCUGGGGUCAUGGGACCCCCAGGGCCUCCUGGACCCCCUGGGCCCCCAGGCCCUGGAUGUGCGAUGGGACUGGGCUUUGAGGACACCGAAGGCUCUGGAAGCAUCAGGCUGCUACAUGAACCCAGAAUCUCUGGACCAGUGGCUUCAGUUGGCCCCAAAGGAGAAAAAGGAGACCAGGGACCCAAGGGUGAAAGAGGGAUGGAUGGAGCCAGCAUUGUGGGACCCCCUGGCCCCAGGGGACCACCAGGGCGCAUUGAAGUCUUGUCUAGUUCUUUGAUCAACAUCACCCAUGGAUUCAUGAAUCUCUCAGACAUUCCUGAGCUCAUGGGGCCUCCGGGCCCGGAGGGCAUCCCUGGGCUGCCAGGAUUUCCCGGCCCCAGAGGACCAAAGGGUGACACUGGCGUGCCUGGCUUUCCAGGACUAAAAGGAGAACAGGGCGAGAAGGGAGAGCCAGGUGCCAUCCUGACGGGGGAUGUUCCUCUGGAAAGGCUGAGAGGCAAAAAGGGUGAACCUGGAGAGCAUGGAGCCCCGGGACCGAUGGGGCCCAAAGGACCACCGGGACACAAAGGAGAAUUUGGCCUCCCUGGACGACCUGGUCGCCCAGGACUGAAUGGUCUCAAAGGCGCCAAAGGAGAUCGAGGAGUCAUGAUGCCAGGCCCACCUGGCUUACCUGGUCCUCCGGGCCCCCCAGGACCACCUGGAGCUGUGAUUAACAUCAAAGGAGCGGUCUUCCCAAUACCAGUCCGGCCACACUGCAAAACACCAGUUGGUACCACACAUCCUGGGAAUUCAGAGCUCAUCACCUUCCAUGGUGUUAAAGGAGAGAAAGGAUCCUGGGGUCUUCCCGGCUCAAAAGGAGAAAAAGGCGACCAGGGGGCCCAGGGACCACCAGGCCCUCCUGUGGAUCCAGCUUACCUGAGACAUUUUCUGAACAGUUUGAAGGGGGAGAACGGAGACAGGGGGAUAAAAGGAGAAAAAGGAGAUACUUACGAAGGCUUCUCUGUGUCAGGGCCUCCGGGCCUGCCGGGGAGUCCAGGCCUGGUGGGCCAGAAAGGGGAGACUGUCAUUGGGCCCCAAGGACCCCCAGGUGUUCCUGGCCUGCCUGGGCCUCCUGGCUUUGGGCGACCUGGUUCCCCUGGGCCACCGGGACCCCCGGGGCCACCAGGACCUCCAGCCAUCCUUGGAGCAGCCGUGGCCCUUCCGGGCCCACCUGGCCCUCCAGGACAGCCAGGGCUUCCCGGAUCCAGAAACCUGGUGACAGCAUUUAGCAACAUGGAUGACAUGUUGCAGAAAGCGCAUUUGGUCAUAGAAGGGACAUUCAUCUACCUGAGGGACAGCACCGAGUUUUUCAUUCGUGUCAGAGAUGGUUGGAAAAAAUUACAGCUGGGAGAACUGAUCCCUCUUCCGGCCGACAGCCUUCCACCGCCCGCACUUUCCGGCAAUCCUCACCAGCCUCAGCUUCCGCUGACAUCCAUUUCAAGUGUCAAUUACGACAGGCCUGCACUACACUUGGUUGCUCUGAACACACCGUCUUCUGGGGACCUUCGCGCUGAUUUUCAGUGCUUCCAGCAGGCCAGGGCUGCAGGACUAUUGUCCACCUACCGAGCCUUCUUAUCCUCUCAUUUGCAAGAUCUCUCCACAGUUGUGAGGAAAGCGGAGAGAUACAGCCUUCCCAUAGUGAACCUCAAGGGUCAAGUACUUUUUAAUAAUUGGGACUCCAUUUUUUCUGGCCAUGGAGGUCAGUUCAAUACACAUGUUCCAAUAUAUUCCUUUGAUGGCCGAGACGUAAUGACAGAUCCUUCUUGGCCCCAGAAAGUCGUUUGGCAUGGCUCCAGCACCCACGGAGUCCGUCUUGUGGAUCAGUACUGUGAAGCCUGGCGGACGGCAGACGUGGCGGUCAUGGGCUUGGCCUCCCCGCUGAGCACAGGGAAGAUUCUGGACCAGAAAGCAUACAGCUGCGCUGAUAGGCUAAUUGUUCUGUGUAUCGAAAACAGUUUCAUGACAGACGCGAGGAAGUAACGACCUUCGCAUGAUUCCUAAGAGUUUUCCGAUCUUGCUUAUGUGAAGAGUUGACACUGAAAUCUAAAAUGUUUAAAUGUUGUAAAUAUUAGGGUUUUUUUUUUUACACAUUCGUCACGACAGCAACCAAAGAAAACAUACCUCAGUAUACUCAAAACUGAAGACAUAAAGGACUCAGACGAAAGAUAAAAUCUUACCCAUCUCUUGGUGCUAGAUUCUGCAGGAAACCCCAUGCAGUAUGAACACAUCCCAACAUGGUUAAGAGCAAGUUGAAAACAAAGGCCUUGGCUUUUUGCCCAUUGCAUCUUCAGAAAGUGAUUGCCUCUUUUUAACCGUUGUUGAGUGUAAGAUGUCCUUCAUGUUUUCUUACAAAGUCAGUGUUUAGAAAUGUUACCCCUUUCUAAGUUAUGUACAGACAGAGUGCUUUAUUCUUUAAUAUACAUCCAUUGUUUGCAACUGCUAUUCAUAAAGAGAAACAGAACUGCUCAAAAUGAUCCUAUUUGUAUUUUCUGGUAUUACCAGACAUUCAACUUUUUUCCCUAAAAUAUCAUUGCCAUCAUGCCUUAGGAGUUUUAUAUUUUUACACAAUUAUAUUUUAGUAUGGCAUUGUUUAUAUAACUGACUUGCUGGAAAAGUUUAAAUGCCAAAUGAUCUGAAAAGAAAUAACAUAAAAUUUCUACCUUUCCUUUGGCAGCCCUUUUCCCCCUCCCCCAAGCCCUGAUUUUAUGACUCCCUUUUGGCAAUUCUUGAAUUAUAACUGCGAUUGAACAAACAA
Messenger RNA from Phacochoerus africanus (Common warthog), 5028 nucleotides. RefSeq names its product collagen type XV alpha 1 chain (gene COL15A1). The transcript has 42 exons. The coding region runs from base 153 to 4253 and encodes 1366 amino acids. The record is from RefSeq and is a predicted model, not a curated record. NCBI's taxonomy places the organism in Eukaryota, Metazoa, Chordata, Mammalia, Artiodactyla, Suidae. Gene Ontology annotation, cellular component: basement membrane.